AUGCCGGCUUCUGAGCCUCGGAAGUUUCACGAGGCCAAGGUUGCAUCUGAAACAGUUUUACUAAGGCGUACCGGAAAAGUAUCUGCUGGCCCUAUUCUCAAUGCUGCCAAGCUGAAGGCCCUCCUUCUAGCAGACGGCAAUGCCGCUCGCAAGUGGAAAGUCCUAGAUCUCUCCAACAGCAGCAUUAGGAAGCUGGACAUCAGCGGAAACCAAAUAACAACUAUAAUAAGUUUAGCCAACACUCCUUUGCGUUCUACACUUCAGACCCUGAAUCUGUCCAGGAACCAAAUAAGGGAAUUUAAAGCCUUGGCGCCCCUCAGCAUUUUUGAGUCCAUUGAAGUUUUGGACUUAAGAGAAAAUCCUCUUCUUGACUAUGGGAAUGUUGCUGAAGGAUUUGCCCUUCUUUCUUGCCCCACGCUCAGCCGCUUCAACGGCCACAAAGUUUCAGCAGAAGUGCGCAACGCGGUGGACGCUUGGGCGCAAAAUGAAUCUUGCGGCCGAGCAACUGCGGCAACUGUGAAAGCAUUUCAAGAAGCACUUCUCAAUUCAGAAGGUCAUUCAUUUCUCUGCGCGCCGAAAACUCCACCGAGGAUGGGACGCCUGAGCAAUAUCGGGAGACUUAGGGUGGGAGCCAGGUCAAUAGGUAGCAAGGACACAAUCCCUUCGGAGAGCCUCGACAACGCCUUUUGUGGGAGUUCUAACGUGCAGACAGUUUCACUAUCAAGCAGACUGCCUGCUCACUCGUGUUCCAGCUUAACGAGGAGUGACAGCCAGGCGCUUCAUGGCGGCACAAAAAGAGCAGCGUCAACCCAAAAACAAGCAGCUAAAGAAACGCCACGGCUAGACCAAUCCGGCGCACGCCAACGCUCACUGUCAGACACAAACUAUUCAGCAGCAUUUCAUACAUCCUGUAGAAGACAAGAACUUCUAGAGGAGGAUCAGAUAAAAUCGCAUGGUGCGGCGCAGUCCCAUUCCAGGGAUACGGCGCCUAUGGAAGAAAACCAAGCUGGGUGCGCGCACUGCCGAUGUGGACGCGUUUUAACUACUGAAGAAGUUCCACCUGAGCCGUUGCGGCUGAGAGAGACAAAGGAUCAACUUGAGUAG
This is a messenger RNA of Eimeria necatrix, 1104 nucleotides long. RefSeq names its product leucine rich repeat protein, putative. The record is from RefSeq and is a predicted model, not a curated record. The transcript is spliced from 6 exons. Lineage: Eukaryota; Apicomplexa; Conoidasida; Eucoccidiorida; Eimeriidae. Gene Ontology annotation, molecular function: protein binding. The coding region runs from base 1 to 1104 and encodes 367 amino acids.